Molecule: messenger RNA, 977 nt
Organism: Oryzias melastigma (Indian medaka)
Lineage: Eukaryota; Metazoa; Chordata; Actinopteri; Beloniformes; Adrianichthyidae
Exons: 2
Coding region: 16-891 (291 amino acids)
Source: RefSeq, a predicted model, not a curated record
CUUCCUCCUGUGAAGAUGGAAGAAGUAAAGCUCUGGCCUUUAGCGGUGUUAUCAGUUCCUGCUCACAACACCAGAUUUGUGAAGGCAAAACAAGAAGAGCUGCAGCAGAAGGGGAGCCGGACAGUGCUAACAGCUCCCAUGGUUCAAGUUGCCGACCCGACUGGAGAUCCACUGAUUGUAUGCCGCGCCUGGACUGCUGAUGACGUCAUUGCUGCAUCCAAGCACCUUCCCAAACCAGAAAAAGGUGGGGAGGUCUUGGCGCGAGCCCUGGAGGACUUUGUCAGAGACUAUGUGCCCAGCUCUGGAGAAAUGGCUAGAGUGAUGCUGAAUAUUCUGAGCCAAUCCCAGUUCUCCACUCUGAGGAGCCACUUCGAGGCCCAACACCAGCCUGCAACUCACGACUGGCAUGACCCUGCCAACCAGAAUGCAGCAAACGUGGCCUAUAGACAAUGGAAAGAUGGACUGAUAGCGGCUGUUCGUACUCACUUCCCUGUCCAGUGCGACCACGCAAAGGGGGACAUGACACCUUAUGAGACUCUCCUCAAACAGCACUUUCUCAACAAUCUACAGAAGCCCCUCAGCAGCGCCACCAAAGACUCUUGUGUUGGUUGUGAGGACAGCACUGUCCGUCUGGCCCAGAUGGCUCGCCAUGCCAAGCCCGAACAGCGCCGCCAGCAGGAAAAGGAGGCCAAAGAAAAAAAAAAGAUAAAGAGCGACGCCCAGCAUCGUGCACAGCUGCACCUCCUCCAACAUGCGUCAUUCCCACAAGCCCCUGCGGCUGCUCCUCCUCCUGCUUGGCUUCUCUAUGGGUGCUUACUAGAGGCUGACAUUUUUCCGGGAUUCCCACGGGUCACGGGAUUCCCGUGGGAUGGGAGUCAUCUCUGCCAUUAAUCACGGGACCGGGACAGGAUGGGAUUAAAUUCUGACGAGAGCGGGACGGGAGCGGGAGCUCAAUUAAAAAAAUAAAAUAAAAAAAA